UAUCUUCUGCCUUCCAUUAGUCUCAUUGUUUAGUUUGAAAGGAAUCCCAGAAUUUUUUUACAAAAAAAAGAAAUUAAAUUACAUUUCUGCUGCUAACAUAUGCAUGCAUGUUUUUUUGGAUCUGAUUUUUUAGUGUUCACAUUGGAGAAUCAAUAUAUAAAUAUAUACACACACACGUUAGACCACAAGACCAAAUAACAGGGAGGGGGAUUCGAAAUCGAACUUGGGUGCAGAAGGGAAGCACACUGCAGUAAACAACUUGCUUACGCCCAGGUCUGCGAUAUGGACUUUAUCAGUAACAGUGAAUCUGCUCGUGUUCGACGAUGGAAUUCUUGUUGAUUUCUUGGCAUAGAAUUGUACUUCCACCUCAUGGAUUCUGAUAACCGUUACAACAACGACGACAACAAGAGCAGGAACAACGAUGCAUCCACAAUAAAAAUAAAUUCCCAUGUUGAGAUGGGAUCAACGCAAUCCAAAUCAGCGUUUGAGUUCGAGGACCAGAGCCUAGUUGGUCCUGAAAAACAUUCUUUGGAUGAGGCUCCCCUCAGAGCUCUAUAUUCUGGUGGUGCAAAUGAUUGUUGUCCCCAUGUUCUGAAGAACAGUGUGGCUGACAGCAUCAGGAUUGUAGUUUUCUCUGCCAAAAUUAACCUGCUCAUGCCUUUUGGCCCUUUGGCAAUCGUUGUUGAUAAAUUAACCGGCCAUCAUGGUUGGGUCUUUCUUUUAAGCUUGUUGGGAAUCAUACCUUUGGCUGAGCGAUUAGGAUACGCAACAGAGCAGCUGGCUUGCUAUACUGGACCAACAGUUGGAGGUCUUUUAAAUGCCACCUUUGGAAACGCAACGGAAUUGAUAAUAUCAAUUUAUGCUCUGAAACGCGGCAUGAUUCGUGUUGUUCAACAGUCCUUACUAGGCUCGAUCCUGUCAAACAUGUUGCUUGUGCUUGGAUGUGCAUUCUUUGCAGGUGGACUUGUGCAUUCAAAGACGGAGCAAGUGUUCAACAAGGGAACUGCUGGAGUGAACUCUGGAUUGCUAUUGAUGGCAGUCAUGGGUCUGCUCUUUCCAGCAGUACUACACUCUACUCGGACAGAGUUGCACUAUGGGAAGUCUGAGUUAUCCCUUUCGAGAUUCACUAGCUGCAUUAUGCUCGUCGCCUAUGCUUCAUUUCUGUUUUUCCAAUUGAGAAGCCAGCAUAAUUUGUAUAUUCCAGUUAAUCAGGCAGAGGAUCAAACCGAAGAAAAUUCAGAUGAGGAAGAGGCUCCCGAGAUCACUAAGUGGGAAUCCGUAAUAUGGCUAUCAAUUCUAACCGCGUGGAUUUCAGUCCUCUCGGAAUAUUUGGUUAACGCUAUAGAGGGUGCAUCUGUUGCAAUGGGCAUCCCAGUUGCAUUUAUUAGUGUUAUUCUGCUCCCAAUUGUUGGAAAUGCAGCAGAGCACGCCGGUGCUGUUAUGUUUGCCAUGAAAGACAAGCUUGAUAUUACUUUGGGAGUGGCGAUAGGCUCAUCAACGCAGAUCUCAAUGUUUGGAAUUCCGUUUUGUGUUGUGGUUGGGUGGUGCAUGGGGUGCCCUAUGGACUUAGAUUUCCAACUGUUUGAGACAGCAACGCUUUUCAUAACUGUUCUGGUUGUAGCCUUCAUGCUGCAGGAGGGAACAUCUAAUUACUUCAAAGGACUAAUGCUCAUUCUUUGCUACAUUAUCGUCGCUGCAAGCUUCUUUGUACAUAGAGAUCCUAAAGCGAUUCAGGAUAAGCCCCAGAACCCGAAGCAGUAACUGAAUCAUCGAAGCGGGUGAUCAACUAAUGCGCAAAGCCGAUGUCAUGUACUGAAGAAGCGAGGUUUUUGCCGGCUGGCCUCCCGGAAUCAUUAAGAUUAAAGAGUAACUUGUUUGGUAAUGCCGGAUAGUUUUCCAUGUCGAAAUUAGUACGCCUGAUGCCCGGGAAAUGUGUUGUUAUUUCCCUUACUUUGCCUCGGAAGCCAGUGGAUGUAUGUAUAUCUGUCCCAAUGCCACAUUGGAGCAGAGAAGAGAGAGAUGGAUAUUAUAGGGUAAAAAGUUUAAAUUUGGUGCUCAAAAAAAUAGGAAUGGUAAUAGUCUAAUGUAAAAGAUUCAGUAAAUUAAGGAUGUAUGACAUUGUAAUGCUUUAAAAAUAAGGUAUAAGUUUAUACUUAUACCAAAAUUUGAAGGUACAAAUUGUAAUUUACCCUUGAAAGUU
Messenger RNA from Pyrus x bretschneideri (Chinese white pear), 2200 nucleotides. RefSeq names its product vacuolar cation/proton exchanger 3-like. The transcript is spliced from 14 exons. NCBI's taxonomy places the organism in Eukaryota, Viridiplantae, Streptophyta, Magnoliopsida, Rosales, Rosaceae. Gene Ontology annotation, cellular component: plant-type vacuole membrane. Gene Ontology annotation, biological process: calcium ion transmembrane transport; intracellular calcium ion homeostasis. The record is from RefSeq and is a predicted model, not a curated record. Bases 370 to 1761 code for a protein of 463 amino acids. Gene Ontology annotation, molecular function: calcium:proton antiporter activity.